Ectocarpus sp. CCAP 1310/34 is the source of this 729-nucleotide messenger RNA. NCBI's taxonomy places the organism in Eukaryota, Phaeophyceae, Ectocarpales, Ectocarpaceae. The record is from the annotation of a GenBank genome assembly.
CGACACCCGGGGCUUGGUAGCAGCGCGGCGCACGCCACAAGUGCCGUCUUGUGUUUGUCGACGCGCUUUGUUACCGCAGCGGCUUUGCUCCUGUCUCCCGUGGCUACUGCAGUGGUCGUCAUGUCUUCGCCGGCUCGCAUGGCCGCAGAUCCGGCGGCCGCGACCACCAUUGCGGCAGGGGCUGACUACGCCGUCGUCCAAGAUCCCGUCCUCGUGCAGCGCGGCGACUCCCGCGUCAUGGAUAUCGAUCGCGUGGGGGUGUUUCCUGGGCCGAGGUCGUGCGCGGACACGAUAAACCUGUUCGUGUGGAUCGCCGUUGUGCAACCGCUGGUAGACGCGCACGACUACAAACCCAAACCCAUAUUUCUGGAUCUUAUCUGUGCCCCUCCUGCGGCCCAGCCCGUGGUUCCGUCGGCCCCCCAGCCGGCUCCCGGCGCGCACGCCUUCCCCCCUGCGCCCGCAGCGGGAGCCGCCACAGCAGCCGCUACACUUUCUGUAGGCACCGCUACGACCGCGACUUCAGGCCCCGUAGUAGCACCGGGGAGCCACCCGGAGGACGAGGACAGCGCGACAAAGCGGGCGCGCACGGAUGGAGCGGAAGGAGCGGCUGGCAGUUCGGUGGCGGGAGAGCCCUCCAAGAGGAUAGCAGUCGGAGACAGCCCGGGCGGAGAUCGUCCGUUGCUUAAGGUGUUGGUGCAGGCGCAGGGGGGCGCAUUCGGCGCGAGUUAG